Molecule: messenger RNA, 1506 nt
Organism: Fonsecaea nubica
Lineage: Eukaryota; Fungi; Ascomycota; Eurotiomycetes; Chaetothyriales; Herpotrichiellaceae
Exons: 2
Coding region: 1-1506 (501 amino acids)
Source: RefSeq, a predicted model, not a curated record
AUGGCUUCUGAGCACGGUUCGAACGCCAGCUCAACCUCGUCCCUUGCCCUUUUGCCCGACUCUUCGGCCCAUAGUCUUCUCGACUCUUUACCCGGGUUCCCGCUCCCUGAAGUCUCGGAGUACGUGCGAGCCAUGUACAUGGAGAGUUUUCUGACGGAGGAAUCACAACACAGCUUGAACAAAGUCGCCUUCUUGAUAGGUGCCGACAGCUCUGACACCUGGUUCAACAUCUACAUAUUGCCCGCGGCGCUCCGGGACGCAUCGCCUCUCUUUGAAAGGAGCGGACGUCGUUCCAGGUCCCGCCGUUCGUCAACACCCCCACCCUCGCCCGGCUCGCUCUGCUGCCGCUUCCGAGAGCAAGAUUGCCAGGCCGCUGUGGUCUUUGGGCUGUGGCUGGGCCUCUACAGUACUGCGGACGCUGAACUGUACGAGGGCUUUGACAACGUGAUUCAGUGCAAGUUCGGCCAGAAACCAGACUUGUUUGUCCGGUGCUGGGAUGUCGCCGACCGAUUCGAGGCACAGCCCUUCAAGAACUACCUGACCACCACCGCGGUCGUCAUGUCCAAUACAUGCCUUGUAGCGCACUUUGGGAUCGCCGACAACUUCUCCCGAGCGGGCCUCUCCCGCACCUCACUCGUCGGCGCCCUGCUCGACAGCCUGGCCUUUCAGGUCGUCGAGACGGACAUGGUUCUUUUGGAGGUCCUUGAGAGCUGGUCGGUCUACUCUGGGCUCAUGGGAGCCAGCCCUCGUCUCCUCGCCGAGUUCCUGCUCGCGAUCGAAGACUUGAAGGGGUUCCGGGAUAGGUUCUUCCCGUUCCAUCCACGCGAUCGUCUGUGUGCAAAGUGGCACACGCACAAGAGCAGGGCAGAGCGACGAGCGUGUCCCGACUUCAACGCCGUGCAAUGUGCGGGGCUCGACUCGAGUGACGACGAUCAACGCGAUGACAGUGGUGAUGACGGGGGCGACGACCAUGAAGGAGAUAGUGACAAUGGCGAUGAUGAGGGCGACGACCGUGACAACGACGAAGAUGAUCUUGAUGACGAAAGCGUCGACCGUGAGCAAGACAGUAAUAACAACAGUGAUGAUGAUGAUAGGGACGACGACCGUGGAAAAGAUAGCGACAAUGGCGAUAACAAUGACGAUGACGAAAGCGUCGACCGUGACCAGGACAAUGACAAUCACGAUGAAGAUGACGACGACCGCAGCGAAGACACGAACAACAGUGAUGACAAAGAGGGCGACGACCGUGCCCAAGAAGACAGCAAGGACUAUGACCAAGAAGAAGAGGAGGAGGCCACCAACGCACCAAACGGUGCACAAUCAACAUGCCAUCCUGCAACGUGCCAUAAGAGCAAACAAGCCACCCAUGAAGGUGAAGGUGAAAGUGACGGUGAAGGCCAUGCACAUGAUCAAGAUCAAGACGAGGACCAAGAUCUGCCACGACCCAGAGGUUCUCAGGGGCUGAAACGAAGUGCCGAGGCAGCUGGAUUUGAGGAUCACGAUUAG